Molecule: messenger RNA, 651 nt
Organism: Peromyscus californicus insignis
Lineage: Eukaryota; Metazoa; Chordata; Mammalia; Rodentia; Cricetidae
Product: C-type lectin domain family 2 member E-like
Exons: 5
Coding region: 1-651 (216 amino acids)
Cellular component (GO): external side of plasma membrane
Source: RefSeq, a predicted model, not a curated record
AUGAAGGCUGCAAAGGAUGAGGAGGCUUCCAUGGGCAUGCUAGAGACAGACUUCACUACACCAGACUGCCUGCAAGAGGUAGAAAUAGGUAAAAAGCUCCAAGAAAUAUGUCUCAGGAUCAUCUCCCCUGAGUCUCCUGCUAAGCUUUACUGCAGCUAUGCAUUGAACAUCAUCCUCACUGCAGCUGUAAUUGCACUGUCUGUUGCUUUGUCAUCAGUGAGAACAGAAAAACCAGUCAUUUCAACUCCUGGACCUUGCUAUGCCACCUGUCCAAAUGACUGGAUUGGAUUUGGAAGCAAAUGUUUUUAUUUUUCUGAAGACAUGGGAAACUGGACAUUUAGCCAGACAUCUUGCAUGGCACAAGGGGCCCAACUAGCUCAAUUUGACAGCCUGGAAGAGCUGAAUUUCCUGAAGAGAUGUGCGAGUGUUUCUGACUGCUGGAUUGGCCUAUGGAGAGAGUCAAAACAACACCCUUGGAAGUGGACAGACAACACUGAAUAUAAUAACUUGGUUCCUGUCGAAGGAGAAGAAAAACAUGCCUACCUGAUUGGUAGUAGGAUCAUCAGUAGCAAGGACUCCCUAAAGAGACGUUGGGUUUGUAGCAAGUCCAACAGCUAUACUUCACAGUAUUCAGUGCCCGGUAGUUUUUAA